AUGAGAGACGAGUUAGUGAGAUCCGCGAUUACGUUUCUGAAUGACCCGGAAGUGGCUGGUGCCAGUCUGGCCAAACGGGUCGAGUUUUUAGAGUCCAAAGGGCUGACCAAGGAAGAGAUCGAAGAAGCGCUUCGCCAGAACGAACAAGCAGGAUCACAGAAAACAACUUCAACAAACAGUAACAGUCCAGUGUCAUAUUCAAAUGGUCCUCAACUACCGCCGCCAUUGUCUCUUCCACCUUCAAUCCCAGAAAGAGACUGGAAAGACCAUUUUAUCAUGGCUACUGUAAGCGUGGGAGUAGCUUAUGGCAUUUACGAAGUUUCGAAACGAUACAUUUUGCCAAUGAUAUUGCCAGCUACUCCCUCUUCUCUAGAAGCAGACAAGUCAGCAUUAGAAGUUGAAUUUGCCAGAACAGAAACCCUGCUGGAACAGCUACAGAAGGACACAAACGAGAUCAAGGAAGAGGAGGCUAAACGAAAAGAACAAUUUUCAUCUAUGAUCCAAGAGGCUCACGACGCAAUUGAAACUGUAAAGGGCCAAGCACAGAAUAUCGAGUCAGAUGUUGAUCUAAUCAAGUCUCAUGUUUAUAGCAUCAAAGAAUCGCUUCCUAAAGCCGUUGAUAAACACAGAGAAUUGCAGGACAAAGCGCUCCAGGAACUACAAGACGAGCUCAAAUCAUUGAAACAACUGAUUUCCAAUCGCAUAAAGACCACUGGUAGCUCAAGUGGACCACCUCCAGCAUCAUCAGUGCCCUCCUUUAUAUCCAAACCAAUUACAGCAUCGUCGCCUUUACCAGCAGGAGCAUCCUCUUCAACAUCGCCAGUACAGAAACCAUUAGCAUCUUCUGCAGCUCCUUCGGUUCCUCCUUCUUUCCCUGUACCUCCAAUUCCGAGUUCCAGUGGUCAUACAAGAGCACCUUCCUCUGAACAGCCCAGUGCAUCAUCCCCGUCAACCGUAGGAACUUCUCCGGUCGCCGGAACUACCAGACCUGGAAUUCCUGCUUGGCAGCUCGCAGCAACCUCUGCAUCAUCAUCGUCAUAA
Sugiyamaella lignohabitans is the source of this 1041-nucleotide messenger RNA. It is a transcript of the gene PEX14, whose product is annotated as Pex14p. The record is from RefSeq and is a predicted model, not a curated record. The coding region runs from base 1 to 1041 and encodes 346 amino acids. Gene Ontology annotation, cellular component: peroxisomal importomer complex; peroxisomal membrane. Gene Ontology annotation, biological process: protein import into peroxisome matrix, docking. The transcript has a single exon. Gene Ontology annotation, molecular function: signaling receptor binding. Lineage: Eukaryota; Fungi; Ascomycota; Dipodascomycetes; Dipodascales; Trichomonascaceae.